Molecule: messenger RNA, 996 nt
Organism: Tilletiaria anomala UBC 951
Lineage: Eukaryota; Fungi; Basidiomycota; Exobasidiomycetes; Georgefischeriales; Tilletiariaceae
Exons: 9
Coding region: 1-996 (331 amino acids)
Source: RefSeq, a predicted model, not a curated record
AUGUCCCCCACGACAUUCCAGAACAAGGCCAAUGCUCUCUUCCAGUCCAUGUUGCCGAACAAAAAAGAUCGCCCGCUCGCCCGCUCGCCCGGUUGUCCGCCUAGCCGACGAGGAGCUAUCUUGCUGGAAAGUCUUGAUAUUUGGGGGAGGGGGGUCCGGAUUAAAGCGGCAAGAGUAUGGACAUACACAGAAAGGGUCAGGGGGGGGCAAGCAGUAGGGCUUAGCGGUAGUCUCCCCGAAUGUAUCUGCUUGGAGGUAACAGCCGAUGGUCGAAUGGUUCGAGCAGGGAGCGCAAGAGCGUGGCUUGGGGACGAAUGGGACACGGUCUCUUUGAGUGAACCUAUCGACUUGGGCCGGAGAGAUCAGGCGCAAGCGAGCAACUUCGAGACAAAUUUUUUGCGAGCGGCAAGCGCACGGCAUCACAGUACACUCUCUGCGACUCGGAUGUACUCCUUCCCGUGCCGCCUUGAUAUUGAUGCUGGUCAUGAUGCUCAUCGUGAGGCUAGGCUAGGGACGAGCGACAGCAGCCAAAGAGCGAGCGGCAUCCUGGGAAGCAGAGGAGGCGGCGAGCGGACGAUGGGGGAGGUAAAAGGCAAGGCAGACAAAGGCCACGGGGUUCCACGUGCCAAUACAAAUGCUGCGUAUCCCAUGGUGCGGAACGGCGGAUUUCUUCCCAUGUUUUUCAAUUCAGCGACGUUAGCACGAUUACACCUGAGUCGCGCCGAUCAUCUUCGCUACGAGAGAGAGACGAUGCGGUCCCGCAUGCAAACGCCGUCGGUAGAACGAGUUAGCGCACAGAAAUUAGCCAAAUUGGAGAACCAAUUUGACGUUCCACAUUUCGGAGAGAAAGCAGUGCUGUGCUGUCUGUCACACCAUUCCGGGCAGACGAUUGUGACAGAGAUGUGGAAGGAGGGGAGCAAGGUCAUGUUCCAGAGCAAACUCAAGGAGUUGGGUAGUGCCGCCCUUAGCAACGCAGCAUGCACGUUCUCAUCGUGA